Messenger RNA from Naegleria gruberi, 399 nucleotides. RefSeq lists its product as uncharacterized. The transcript has a single exon. The coding region runs from base 1 to 399 and encodes 132 amino acids. Lineage: Eukaryota; Heterolobosea; Eutetramitea; Acrasida; Naegleriidae. The record is from RefSeq and is a predicted model, not a curated record.
AUGCUCAUCUUGUUGGAUUGGGCUUCUCUUGCUGCAUUGCCAACUGAAACCAAGUACAAGUAUGGUGAUAGAUUUGCUGAAGAUACCUUGUUGAAUAAUUGCAUCAAAUUCUUAACCGAAUGUCCAAGAUUGAGUAAUAUGAGUGAAAUUGCCAAGGUUUUCAUCAAGGAUCCUGAUUGUAAGGAUGCUUUCAUGGGAUUGGAAAAAUUGAUUUUCAGAGUUGUUCACAAUGCUGAAAGUAAGGAAUCUUCUGGUUUCCUUGGCUAUUCUUACAAGGUUAAUGGAGCUGAUUUGGUUGUCACUUUGGAAUGUAAUUUGACUCUUGUUAUGAAGGUUGCCAACGAAAGACAAAGUCCUUCUGCUGAUUCUGAAGCUAAAAAGUUGAUUAAUUCUUUCUAA